ACAAUACACACACGAAUAGGUAACGUCGGUGACGGAGCACAACAGCAAAUAACGUUGCCAAAAAAACAUCGUAGUACAACAUUACAUUGACGUACAUGUUGGAAAGAAAAAACAAACCGUAAAAAGCAACACAUUACACAUUGCUUUGCAGCAGCAAUGGGUGAAAAAACCAACUAAAGCAAAGCAAAAACACAAACCUCCCUCCCUCCCUCCACUCUUUGUCUUAUUUCUCUUUCUCCUUUUUUUUGUUUUUGUUUUUGCACUUCGCCGGAGAUAAUGCUGCCGCCGUUGGUUAAUUCUCCGGCUUCCCUCCGGCGCCGGUGAUACCAAUACCAUGCAAGAGACCCUCCUCACUCUCCCUCUCUCCCACCACGAAGACAUCCACAUUCGCGCCAAGAAGAAGAAACCGCAACAGCAUCAUCACAAACCGGGAAGCGACAACAGCCACCCCACUCGCGUAUCGCGGCGCGUGAGCCCGGCGGUGUCUCCGUCCUCCGGCGGCGAGAAGUCCCUCCCGAACGGCGACAUCUACAGCGGCGCCCUGUCGGGGAACGCGCCGCACGGCACCGGCAAGUACCUCUGGUCCGAUGGGUGCAUGUACGAGGGCGAGUGGCGGAAGGGCAAGGCUUGCGGCAAAGGGAGAUUCUCCUGGCCCUCUGGUGCCACCUACGAGGGCGAAUUCAAGUCGGGUCGAAUAGACGGGUUCGGAUCCUUCAUUGGCGUCGACGGCGACAUGUACAGAGGCUCCUGGGUCGCCGACCGAAAGCACGGCUUCGGCGAGAAAAGAUACGGUAACGGUGACGUGUACGAAGGUUGGUGGAGGUGCAACCUGCAAGAGGGUGAAGGGAGGUACACGUGGCGGAACGGGAACGAGUACGUCGGGGAGUGGAGGGGUGGUGUUAUUUCGGGGAAGGGGGUUCUGGUUUGGGCGAAUGGGAACCGUUACGAAGGGUAUUGGGAGAAUGGCGUCCCUGUGGGUAAGGGUGUUUUCACAUGGUGUGACGGGAGCACGUGCGCCGGGAACUGGGGGAAGGAGUUUGUGGAAGAGGCACGUGAGGAGAAGAUGAAGAGGUCUUCGGUGGAUGGCUGUAAGAGUGUGAGUUUUCCCAGGAUUUGCAUUUGGGAGCUCGACGGUGAAGCUGGGGACAUAACUUGUGACAUUGUUCACAAUGCGGAGGCUUCUAUGUUUUACAGGGAUGGUACUUCUACUACUACUACUGGUGAAUCUGAGAAUGGUGGAGAUAAUAAGAGUCUUUGUUGGUCUCUUGAUGGUACUGCCGGUGGGGAUGUUAAGAAGCCUGGUCAAACUGUGUCCAGAGGGCACAAGAAUUAUGAUCUCAUCCUUAAUCUUCAACUGGGUAUUAGGUACACUGUUGUCAAGCAUGCUUCUAUUGUGAGAGAGCUUAGGCCAGGGGAUUUUGAUCCUAAGGAGAAGUUCUGGACGAGGUUCCCACCGGAAGGGUCUAAGUUUACACCCCAGCAUCAUUCAGUGGACUUCAGGUGGAAAGACUAUUGUCCCAUGGUGUUCAGACAUCUAAGGGAAUUAUUUGCCAUAGAUCCUGCGGAUUACAUGCUUGCUAUUUGUGGAAGUGACACACUUAGGGAGAUGUCUUCUCCGGGCAAAAGUGGAAGCAUCUUUUAUCUCACUCAAGACGACCGCUUCAUAAUUAAGACCGUCAAGAAGUCUGAAGUCAAGGUGCUCAUAAGGAUGCUUCCAAGUUACUACCAACAUGUUUGUCAGUACAAGAACUCUUUGGUGACGGCAUUCCUGGGCGUGCAUUGUGUCAAACCUGUUGGAGGUCAAAAGACCCGGUUUAUUGUAAUGGGCAAUGUGUUUUGCUCGGAGUACCGGAUCCACAAGAGGUUUGACCUCAAAGGUUCUUCUCAUGGUCGAACAACGGAUAAGCCAAGGGAGGAGAUUGAUGAGAAUACCACUCUCAAAGACCUUGAUCUUAAUUUUGUCUUUCGCCUCGAACAGUCUUGGUUUCAAGAGCUUAUAUGGCAACUUGAUAGAGACUGCGAGUUCCUGGAGGCAGAGGGUAUCAUGGAUUACAGUCUUCUAAUUGGCCUGCAUUUUCGUGAUGAUUGCUCAGUUGAUGAAAUGAAAAGUUCACCACGCAGUUCACAUUCAGGCAAGAGAGACAUGCUUGAUGAUGAGAUGCUCACAUGCCGGGGACCUCUAAUUCGGUUGGGAAUGAACAUGCCUGCCAGAGCUGAGAGUGUGUGCAAGACUGGAUUGGAUCACCAAACAAUUAGUGGAAGUAUCAAUUCAGAGAGUAAUAGCCAAAUCUCUGAUGUAAUCCUCUACUUUGGAAUCAUUGACAUUCUCCAAGACUAUGAUAUUAGUAAAAAGAUUGAACAUGCAUACAAGUCACUACAAGUGGACUCCGCCUCUAUCUCAGCUGUUGAUCCCAAGCUAUACUCUAAAAGGUUUAGGGAUUUCAUUCACAGAAUCUUUGUAGAGGAUAAAUGACAAAAUGAUAUGCUUGGGUGACCAAAGGAGUAUAGAAUGUGAACCGGGACCAACUCUGGCUUUUGCUAAGGUGAUAUUCCAUGUACCCGGAAAUGCUACAAAUAUGGGUGAUCUAAACACACAUGUAGAUUGGAAAACAUCAUGGUUGUUGUUGAUGGCUAAAUUUUUCUCAUAGCCAUUGCAAAUAUAAUGGUCGAAUUGGGACACGAAUGACAUUUUUUUCACUUUAGUUGGGGGGAGAGGGAUUGUCACACUAGCUUGUACAUGGCAUGUGAUUAGAGUUCUUUUUUAUUUUAUUGCUUUUGUUAUGGAUGUAGACAUUGUGGGGUGUGGAGAGAGAUUCAAAUUGACCCGGGAGGGGAGGUAAUAACUGUACAGACAGACAGUCAAAAGAUUGAUAAUAGAAUUGAAUUGAACAUAAACAUUUUUGGUUGGAGCAAUCAAAAAGAGUUGAGCAAGAAAGAAAAGUUCCAAGAGGGGGGGCCCCUUGUGGCCCUCAACCUCUCUCUUUGUGUCUCUGUGAUGUGCAUUCAAACGGAUUUUUUUAAAACUUUUGCAGCAAUGCAUGAAAAGAAGAGAAAAGCACAAGAAAGGAAAGGGAAGAGGUGGGUGUUUCGUUGGUUCAUGUCCCUUGCAAAAACGAAGUUUGAAAAAGCAGAAUAUAACAAUAAUACACAGUGGUGUAUGGUAAUGGUAAUGUGACCCUUUUACUUAUUUUGAACAAUACCGAGAGGUAGAUGCAAACAAGACGACAAAAGCAAUCACGUCAAUGUGGACCUGUGUGUGGACCAGUUUGGCAUCCGAUAGCUAUCUAUGCAUGUUAUGCCUCGGCAUUUUAAUAAUGAGAAAAAUGAUGGAACUUGACAGAGAAGUCUCUGCUUCACUCAAUACAAGUGACCCCACAAAGACCAAAAAAAUAGUGAUAUUGAUAUCUCAUCACUCAUGUGGUCAAAUCAGAAGGAGGAAGAGAAUAGUGGAUUUUGUGUUGGCAAACAGAUCCUACUGUGAUUUGGCAGUUUUUGAGCGUGACAAUGUCCGACACUAGUGCGAGUGAAACAUCCUUGUAGAAUAGUAGUAAUUAGACUGAAUCUGGCACUGUCUACUUGGUAUCUGUUGUUGGUUUCCAAUUUCUUCUGACAACACUAGAUUUGAUUCACCCACUCACAUUGAUUAUUUAUGAUAGAAUUUGGUUGGUCAAUGAAGUUUCUUUUGUUGCUGUCUUUUCAUAAGGCAGUAUUAUAAUACCAAAUACCAAUAUUGGAUGAUUAUCAA
Molecule: messenger RNA, 3745 nt
Organism: Glycine soja
Lineage: Eukaryota; Viridiplantae; Streptophyta; Magnoliopsida; Fabales; Fabaceae
Product: phosphatidylinositol 4-phosphate 5-kinase 1-like
Exons: 8
Coding region: 335-2473 (712 amino acids)
Biological process (GO): phosphatidylinositol metabolic process
Molecular function (GO): ATP binding; 1-phosphatidylinositol-4-phosphate 5-kinase activity
Source: RefSeq, a predicted model, not a curated record